GCGCCCCCCGCUCCAGGGCAUUUCCGCAGCAUCCCACGGCGGGGUUCGGGCUUUAGCGGGCGCCCGGGAGGGGCGAGCCUGGGCUGCUGCAAUGGAGGGGGGAGCUGGCAGGUGAUCAGGGCUGGGUGGAGAGGGUGGUUAGCGCCCAAUACCUCCCCCCUGGAGCGGCGCCACACGCGCUCUGGGCACCGCUGCCCGGGGGUGGCUGGGGGGGAGGCUUGGCACGGUGCGGGCUGCGCGGCAGCUCUCCCAGCGGCUCCGGCAGCGGGCUGGGCUCCAGCGGCUCCGGCUGGUGGCGGCGGCUCCGGGUGUGACCCAGAGACGCUCGCCGGGCGCUCACCUGCUGCCGCCGAGCCGCCCCGCUCCCAGCCCUGCCUCUCGGGGAGCGCCCCGCCCCGGGCCCCCGCUCCGCCACUAGCCCCCUUCCCCGGCUCCGCUGCGCCGCGCGGGGCCAUGCCCUGGGUCCGGCGGGACCGGCUGCUCAUCCUGCUGCUGCUCGGGGCGCUGCUCAGCGCCGACCUCUACUUCCACCUCUGGCCCGAAGUGCGGCGGCAGCUGGCGGGGGCCGAGCCGGGCUGCCCCUGCCGCCGGGCGCCGCGCCCCGCGCUGCCCCCUUCGCCGGCGGCCGCCUCCCCGAGCGCCCGGGGCUCCAAGCUGCGGCGGCUCUUCGCCCACCCGCUCUACCGCGCCCCGGAGCAGCCGCCGCGGGGGCCGGAGGAGACGCUGCUCAGCCGGCAAGAGGCGGUGCGCUACUACCGCCGGAAGAUGGUCCGCUGGAACAGGAGACACAAGCUUUACAGAGAGGAGCUCAACCUAACAUCUCCUGACUCACUGCUGCAGCUCGGGCGGGAAGCAAGCUGGCUCCAGUUCCACCUGGGCAUCACUCGCUAUGGGCUGUAUCCCAGAUCCAGCCCUGCCACUAACAAACUCCUUCAUGACAUGCAAGAUUUUAACACUGUCAGUGCCGAUUACAGUCAGGACGAGAAAGCUUUAUUAGGAGCCUGUGACUGCACCCAGAUUGUGAAGCCUAGCGGUGUACACCUGAAACUGGUCCUGAGGUUCCAGGACUUUGGGAAAGCCAUGUUCAAACCCAUGAGACAGGAACGAGAGGAAGAGACUCCAGAAGAUUGUUUUUACUUCAUUGACUUUCAGAGACACAAUGCAGAAAUAGCUGCCUUUCACCUCGACAGGAUCCUGGAUUUCCGACGGGUCCCGCCCACAAUCGGAAGGCUGAUCAACGUCACCAAGGACAUCCUGGAGGUCACCAAGAAUGAAAUCCUACAGAGCGUCUUCUUCGUUUCACCCGCCAGCAACGUGUGUUUCUUUGCAAAGUGUCCGUACAUGUGCAAGACGGAGUACGCUGUGUGUGGGAACCCUCACCUGCUGGAGGGAUCCCUCUCCGCUUUCCUGCCGUCUCUCAAUCUGGCCCCGAGACUUUCCAUCCCAAACCCCUGGAUCCGGUCCUACUCGUUUGCUGGAAAAGAGGAGUGGGAAGUGAAUCCACUUUACUGCAACACAGUGAGGGAGAUUUACCCCUACAACAGUGGCAACCGGCUGCUCAAUAUCAUCGACAUGGCCAUAUUUGACUUCUUGAUUGGGAACAUGGACCGUCAUCACUAUGAAAUGUUCACUAAGUUCGGGGAUGAAGGCUUCCUCAUUCACCUGGACAAUGCCAGAGGGCUCGGACUCUAUAGUCACAGGUGUGUGUCCAGGGCGUUGGGGGUAGCAGCUGUUCACCCUUGCCUUCCUUUGGCCCCUAGCUUUGGAAGACAUUCUCAUGAUGAAACCUCCAUCCUGGCUCCACUCUCCCAGUGCUGCAUUGCCUUUUCAGCAGAGCAUCUUAUAUCAUAUCAGAAAAACCCAGCUGGGCCUCCCAACACGCCAGGAAUUACAUAAGGAACAUGAGAUGUUGAGAGAUUUGGUGCAGAGGAGCAACUCUUUGAAACAGCCUUCGUACAGCCAUGCUUUCGUAACGCCAACAGAUGUUGGUGGCCAGGAUCAAACCUGGGACCUCUGGCGCUUACUGCAUGAGCUAAAAGAUACCUCUCUCUUAGCCAAGGCUGUUGCAGGCUUAUCAAUCGCUAGCUGGUCUAGGUGCCAUUAGAGGGGGACAGAGUGCCACACCAAGCAGGUGUGGGUUACACUUUCUUCCCAAGAGGUUGGGUUGCUCAUCUAUACAUAGGCUUGGAAGGAUUAGCUUUUUAUUAGUAAAUGUCCACACACACUGAUUUCACUAUACAUGCAGAAACCAAUGAAAAAAUAUUUCCACCACUAAUAAAAAUGUACACAUAGGCAAUGUCUGAAAAGUUAUCAGGGUUUGAUUUAAGGCUAUUUACUUUGUCUAUUGUGACAGGUGAUAUUGUCAAUUUGUGUUUUAAUAGUUAUAAAGCUUUAGCUUUUUGAAUCCCACCCUCUGCUCUCAUUCAAUAAUUAUUUUCUGACCUCCUCCCACCAUAAUUUCAUUCAAUGGUAAAAAAAAACAAUACAAAUCAGAGAACAAAAGGCUUAACACCCGCUAUUUUGUGCGACUGAAAAUUUUAAAUCAACACUUAAAAAUAAACCUCAAUGUCCAUCAAAAUGAUCAACAAAUAAAGGUAUAAGGUGAAUUUCAGACCCAAUUCUUUAGAACCCUGCCUGUAACACUCAGACAAUCUCUGCCUUUUAAAGGCCUGGGAGAAUGUUGAUAUAGUUAAUCAGUCUGGUUUCCCCCUCUCCAAUUAUAAAGUGCUCAUAAAUUUUACUCUUUGAAUCCUAUUUCAGCUACUCCCUUAUUAAUUCACAUAAAUCAAUAGCUGAAAGUUAAAUUAAAGAGCCAUGGUAAGAACUGCUGUUCCCUGUGGUUUCUCUUUAGGAAACAUCUUUUUUCUUUACC
Dermochelys coriacea (leatherback sea turtle) is the source of this 2872-nucleotide messenger RNA. RefSeq names its product FAM20A golgi associated secretory pathway pseudokinase (gene FAM20A). The transcript has 11 exons. Bases 454 to 1896 code for a protein of 480 amino acids. Gene Ontology annotation, molecular function: protein serine/threonine kinase activator activity. The record is from RefSeq and is a predicted model, not a curated record. NCBI's taxonomy places the organism in Eukaryota, Metazoa, Chordata, Testudines, Dermochelyidae. Gene Ontology annotation, cellular component: Golgi apparatus.